This is a messenger RNA of Symsagittifera roscoffensis, 3532 nucleotides long. Its product is annotated as extracellular serine/threonine protein kinase four-jointed-like. The record is from RefSeq and is a predicted model, not a curated record. The coding region runs from base 2038 to 3330 and encodes 430 amino acids. The transcript has 4 exons. NCBI's taxonomy places the organism in Eukaryota, Metazoa, Xenacoelomorpha, Acoela, Convolutidae. Gene Ontology annotation, biological process: cell-cell signaling.
GUGGAAAAAUGUGUCGCCCCACCCGUCACUUUAGCCGGGCUCCAGCCGGAUUAAACCAAAUUAUACGCACUUUUAUUUUCCAUACCCGUCACAUUUUCCCCCCGUCUACUGACAAUCCAAUUUUCCUUUUUUGUCCCCAACUACGAUUUGACAAUCCAAACUGCUUAAUAAGAGAUGCAUUUUUGACUGCAGUAAUGGCCUUUUAUUCAUAAAAGGUUCCAUUUAAAUUCACAAAAGAGAUCUUCUCAAGUAACACUUGAAUGCAUAUUAAUACCUACAAUUUCCGCCUGCUGACAAUAGCCCAUUGAUUUUCAGUCCGCUUUAUGACUCAAAUUUCUUCUACUACAAAGAAUUUUUUUCAACUAAUUCUUACGUUUUUAUAUCUCACACUGACUGAUGGAUUGCAAUCUGAUUGCUGGCUGUUCAUAAAUUAUCUGCUUUAAUUUUCCCAAAUUGAAAGUACUUAUCAAUCAGCACGUACUUCUAAGUCCUAAAUUACUUUUUGAUAACAUUUAUUUUUAAAUUUGGUUUCCGUUAAACUUCAGAGGCUCCAACACAGCGUUGGAAGAAGACGCAAAAUCGAAAGUUUUUAUAGCGAAGGAAAUUGGAACUUUGACUGCACCUGAACCAGAAUUAAUUUUUCAGAAGAGCUCCCAUUUUCAAUUUCCCGUUAAUUCCAAACAAAUUAAUUUUGCGCCCUCAAAAUUGGCUGAAAAGACAACGAAGCAAAUUCGUGAAAAAGCAAGCGGUUAUUAUAGAAAUAUUUGACAACAGGGGAAUAAUGUGAAUGAAAUUAUGAAAUCGUGACAGGAGAUUAAUUUAUGUUCAUUCUAUACGUCACACAGGGGACGAAACUUCACUCAAAAUCCCAAAGGUAACACCCACACUUUACAACAAUUCCAUCGGUCCACCAUCAUCAUCAGCAGCACAUCUGAUCCCCACUUUCAGUUCCUUAUCGCCAUUUAGGUAUUGUUACAUCACUAUUGCAUAACAUUAUAAUAUUACAUCAGCAUUGCGUAAGAUUAAACUGGAUAAACUGCCUUUUAGUUCCGAUGAUUCAUGUUGAUGCUGUUAUUCAAAACCAAAAAGUGAUGAGAGAGUUUCAAAUUGUUCAUCAGAUGUUACUGCAAUUUCUGAUAGAAAACUGAAAAAAAAGAAGAAAAACGAGAAAAAAGCGGAGAAUUUGGUCUCAGUUGUUUUUUUGUUGUCUGUUUUGAUCGUGGCACGGGUCCCUCGUUUAAUAGCGGCUCGUCUGCUCAUAUUGGCGGACUGAUUGAGAUUUAUUGAGGAGUGUACACCUGUGUUUGAAUUGUUCUCCCGCAAUCGACCGAAUUACCCUGUCAUAACCUGAUUAAUUGCUGUCAUAAGACGCAUCUGAUCUAGCCAAAUUUACGAUCCCCUCAACCAACCAGACAUUAUUCGAAGCCAACCACCGGUCGAUCGAAGAAACCCUUCCGCAUUUCUACUUUCGCAAGGAGUUUUUUUUUAGAUCUGUGCAAAAGCCAUUUUGAUAGUUUGAAUUUAUUGAUUGGAAAAGAGAAAAAGGAUUUAAAAAAGCCGUAUUACAUUACGAUGCAGUGUGCGCUUUUAUAUCCAAGCAUUAAAUCGCUGACAACAAUUCAUAUUUUAUUAUAAAACUGGUAAAACUGAUCGGUAAAGAGAAAUCUACCUUCUAGUCUCCUUAAUCCAUUGUUCCUCGUUUUUAUUUAACACGCCGCCAAUUCAAUUUAUUUUCCUAGCUAUAAAAUCAAAUAGUUCCAGCUCCAAUUUCUUCCAACCAGUUGAUCCAAACAAACCACUUUGCUCCCUUUGUUUACUUUUUCGUCGUAAAGAAAAAGUUCUCGUUAUCAACAAUCGUAUCUCAUAUCUGGUGGAAGUAUUUCAACAACCCGAACUUCACAACGCAGAUCCUUCGUACAUAUUUUGGCUCAAUUUCAUUCAUUUGCAAACUGAAAUAUUUUCAAUUUGAGAGAUUUGUAAAACGUAAACUUCGAAAGCAUUCUUGAUAGACACUAUUUUGCUAUCCGAAUUUAAAAAAUGAAAUUUAUGGCAGCAAAUCAGUUAAAGUCUGUGUCGGUUUGCGAUUACCCUGACAACCCACGCAAAUCUAACACCGCCUCCUUCGGCCGUGUUCAGGUUCGGGGUCACUAUAAUGAAACGGGAUCAAUAAGACGACCCGCGAAUGUUUCCGUGACCUUUGACCGGUCAAAUAAUAGUCUUUUGUUACUGUCAGGAGCCCUGAUUCUCAGCCUAUUCGCAAUAGUUACCAUAUCACAGAGGAUUUCAAUCAUGAGGAAUGACAACAUGCAAAGUGACCAAUUGAAUCUCGAGGAGUGGAGUGCCUCGAUAUUUUUUCCAAGCAAGAUGAUGAAAAGGAUGCCGCAGGGGUUCUCUAACGAGGAGUUUAAACAGUGGAAAGACGAAAUCAGCAGGUCACGUGUUGUGGGCGUGGAGAAGGGUUGUGGUCGGAUGAAGAACAGACUGCUGCACUUGGAGGGGGGAGGGCGAGUGUGUUGCAGGUAUAGACAGAACCAGGAUCAGAUCCAGGGGGAGGUCUUCUCGUUCUAUCUCAGCCGUGCGAUUGGUAUUAACAAAGUUGCCCCAACCAAACUCUCGGUUUUCAACGCGUCCGAUCCUUUCUGGUCAGAUGUUGCCCCUCAGCUGCUCAAAAAUGAAAACGAGGGCGAAGGGGGCUGGGAGGAGGGAAAAUUGGUCAUCCUUACCAAGUUCAUCGACUACCUUCAUCCUGUCAAUAUACCCUUAUACUUCCAGACAGAUCAGAACUCCGUCGCUGAUUGGUCAACUUUGGCCUCUUUGCCAACGAUUUUGUCCAAUCAGAGCUCAGUAUCUUUGAACUCAGUUGAAAUAGCAGAAUUAGCCCAGUGGUCCGACAUGGUAGUUUUCGACUAUCUAACUGCGAACUUAGAUCGAGUCGUUAACAAUCUGAACAAUUUGAAAUGGAACUCAAGAAUGUUGCAGUAUCCCAUACACAAUUUGCAGCAACGAAACUCCGAUAACCUUUAUCUGUUAUUUGACAACGAAUCAGGUCUGCUUCAUAGUUACAGAAUACUAGACAAGUUUAGUCAUUAUCACGACCAGCUUUUGAGCUCAGUUUGCUUGUUUUCUCCCCAAACCGUGGCCAACAUCGAACGACACGCCAGCAACUCUAGUCUGUGGUCUUCCAUGUACCAAGAUUUCCAAGCCGAAGAGUCCCUCAGCCGAAAAUUGCCCAAGUUGCCGUCCCGAUUCGUCUCCAUUCUGCACAGUCGGCUGAAUAGCACUAGAGAGCAAUUUGCACAUUGCGAAACUCGGUUGAAAAAUAACAAAUAAAUCGUUUAUGUUUGUUUCUGUUAAAUGUUUAGCCAAUCUGUAAUGAACGUCAAUGAUUCAUGUUUCUUCGUAUAUUUCAAAUAGUGUAGAGUAUAUUUUUGAAAUUAAUCUCAAUUUUUUUCUUAUUUGGUGCUAUUUUGAAUGUUUUAAAUAAAUUAUUAAACAUGUUAUUCUCAUGAUUUUAACAUCAUAUAAAUGCGCA